GGCAUGUGCAUCGAUCUACGCAAUUGGGAUCGAUGACAUGCUUCAGUCAAGUCAGCGAGCCUGACCACCCGGCCAAGUUAAUCGCCUCUUUAUGAUAAGCAUUUACGGCAAGCAUGGGUUGCUGAAGACCAAUUUUACCCCAGAUCUUCACGGGUCAGUAGUAGUAGUAGUAGUAGUAGUAGUAGUAGUAGUAGUAGUAGUAGUAGUAGUAGUAGUAGUAGCAGUAGUCCGGAUUAACAACGUUUCGCACAAACGAAUCAUUGGCACGGAUAUAUGCCUUGUGUACAAAUGUAGACAUUCCUAACGGUAAUCAUCCCGAAAGCACAGGGUACGGACUAACGAGGUGUCACCGUGUCCCUCAUAGCCGGUCUCAGUCACAUACAAUGUCGAUUUACCUUGCACGAACCGAAAAUGAAAAAUAUAGGGAGAUUAGAAUCAGGAAAAUUGUCGUGUCAUAUUUCACAACAUCCUUGUAGCUUGAAAAUAAAGUAGACCAUUUGACUAGCCAUGACCUUGCGUUUGAGGAAAUAAUUCCCACUGAGCAACUCUUCCCCGUUUCGCCGGCCGCUUAACACUAACGCUCCUACUAUCCCCGUCAGUGAAAGUAAAAAGAUAUUAUGAAUUAGUUUAAUUGUUAAUACACAGAUAUAUCCAAUAUUAAUUUAUUAUCCUAAGGGAAAUUGUCGUAUCAUAUCUUAUUAAAACAUUUCGACCAGUCAUGUCCUUUCGUGUAAGAAAAUAAUAUAUUCCAACUGACCAGCUUUUCAAAGUUUCGCUGGCAGUAUUACAGUGAUAUGACAACAGCUUUCCCCAGCAGUGAAAAUACAAGGUGUUAUGAAUUCUUAUAACUAACACGAAACUUAAAGGAUUCUAAUGUGUACUCACGUACUCAUGCGAAUGCCUCUGUCCUUCAAAUGACUUUCUUGUAUCUACGUCCUUGUACCACCGUCAGUGUGUUUUUUAUGGAAAUAAACAAUGUCAAAUGUUUACCAGAAAACAGAAACCCCCGAUAACAGCUCUUUCUGGUUGCCGCGCUCACAAUCACAUAAAGAGUGACUGUUUGAGGAGAUCACUUUUGCGACGCUGGCCAGUGCUUGGAGUGGAUGUCUGGUGUCAUCAUGGCGGCUUUCAAUACCAUCCAUGCUGCCAUUAUCUGCGGAAUUUUCGUUCUCUCAGAGAACCAGAAUGUCAAGGCCACGGGAAGUGGCAGCAGCAAUGUUGACCGGCAAAGAUGUAAUGUCAGUCAUGAUAACAAAUUAGUCAACUGCAGCUCUCUACAUCUAACGUCUCUGUCAAACGUUACAAUUCCAGAUGGAGUCAACAUUCUUCUCCUCGACCACAACAAUUUAUCAUGCAUAAACAACUUUGAAUUUGCAAUGUUUCCGAAUUUGACGCAUCUUGACCUGUCCUUCAAUGUCGUAAACGCCAUCGAGGAAGAUGGUUUUGAAAACAUGAGCAGUUUGAGAGUUCUUAAUUUAUCCCACAGUAUUAUCGAGCCAUCUGUAUUAACGAGAAAUUCGUUCAGAGGGUUACACAACCUUAAAACGCUCUGGCUGAAUAACAACAGUAUGACUGAAUACCCCGACGAAGCUCUGAGCCGGCUUACAUCCUUGGAAACUCUCUUCAUCAAUGGCGUUCCAGAUGGGGAAUUUGGACCGGGCUUCAGGAACCUUACAAAACUAACUCAUCUUACCGUUUCUGGGAAACACGGAUUUUGUAACAAAACAACACUGUCAGCAUUUACAUUUAAUAACACUGUUUUCUUGGAAUAUUUGGAUGUAUCAAAAUGUUUAAUUUUCCACAUUGAAAAUGAGACCUUUUCGCAACUGAGGAAACUGAGAACGCUUGAUAUAUCUGGUAAUUUUAGACUCACAUUUCAAUCAUUUGGCAUCGGAACGUAUGGACUACAGUUCACGAACAUCACAACCCUGAAAGCCAAUCACAUCGUGUUAAGGCAUACUAGUUGUGUAGUAAUUCGCAAGGCACAUGUUGUUCACCUCUUCAACACCUCCCUAGAAAAUCUGUACAUUGAUUCCAACGAAAUUGUAGAUAUUGAGAUGAAGGCGCUGGAGCUCUUGCCCAAGACUCUACGAUUCGUAUCGGCCCAGAGGAAUAAAUUUAGCUACGGACAAUAUCUACAUGACUUAGCUUCUCUCACGGGACUCGAGGAAAUUUGGUUAAGUGGACAACCAUACCCAAUUAAUGUUCCAAACGAUGACACUGUCGAUGACCAAACGUGUGCCCAGUCUGAGACACCGUAUUGUUUCCAUGAUGAGAUAGACGAACGUGAUGUUCUGGAAAGUGAACUUCAAUCUCGCAGUGUCUGGUACGAAUCAGAGACAGUUAGUGAUCGUUUUUCGUCUCUUUUCAACUUAUCACUCCCGCCGAAUCUGAAGACGAUAGUGUCGAACUUCACACAAAUGGCGUUCCAGAUCGGGAAAAUACGCUUUGAAGCAUCAAAUCUAUCCUAUCUUGAUCUGUCCAGUAAUCUUGUCAUCUUUGACAAUGGAUAUAUAAGAGGGCUGGAUAAUGUUACAUACAUAGAUCUAUCCAAUAAUCUAGCCAGGAAAAUGUCUCCUACAUUACUCGCAAACUCCUUGAACCUUCGCACCUUGAACAUGUCGUAUAAUUUCUUUGGUUGGCAGAUACAGAGAGAUAAAAAGGGUGAAAUAUUCAAAAACCUGACUCAACUUACAGAGUUGGUUAUUUCCAAUAAUGAUUUGAAAGGGCUGAAAGGUGAUGUAUUACGCGAUCUGUAUUCCUUACAGAUUUUAAACGUGUCAAAUAACGGAAUGUACAACUUUAACGCCACAAUCAACCACUUGAUUCAUCUACAGGUCAUAGACUGUUCACACAACCAAAUAUCGUUGUUGUCACCAAAAGUCAUGGAUGAUAUCAAGGAAAUUAAAUCGAAGGUUCCAAACUUAACAUUACAUCUUCAAGGUAAUCCAUUAUCAUGUCUCUGCAAUCAGCUUCCGUUUCUCAAAUGGCUGCUAACUUCGGGGAUAACACCUGAUAAUAUGAAUGGCUACUAUUGUCUUCUGGCCGACACGAGCAGAAGAAAAAUCCUGAACAAGGCGGACUUUGCGAAACUGAUAGAUGAGCAAACCGCAGAGUGUCAAAACAACUUCGGACUCGCUCUAGGAUGUGCAUCCGUCUUCGUCGUAGUUAUUGCACUGAUGGUUUCUGCAAUCGUCUAUCGGUACAGAUGGAAGUUAAGGUAUCUGUAUUACGCUGCAAGGUUACGUUACAUGACGGACAACGACGCUGAAGAAGAGCAAGAUCAGUUCGCAUUCGACGCCUUUGUCUCCUAUGCUGAUGAAGACCGAGGGUUUGUCAUUAAUGACAUGAGAGCGCAUUUGGAACACGAUGCCAGUAUGACUCUCAACAUCCACCACCGUGACUUCAUGCCAGGAGAGCCUAUUGCUUCAAACAUCGUUGGCGCUAUCAAGAAGAGCAGGAAGACGGUGGUGGUUCUGUCCCAGAACUUUCUCAACAGUUACUGGUGCACGUACGAACUGCGCAUGGCCCAGAUGGAGAGCAUCAGUAGUGGGAGGGACAUCAUCAUCAUCAUCAUGUAUGAGUCAGUACCCGCUAAGAAUAUCCCACCGGAGUUUCUUCAUAUGCUGCAGUCUGAUUCCUAUAUUGAGUACCCGCACGGUGAAGCUGACAGUUACAUCUUCUGGAAACACAUAGGACGGGCCUUGCGACAUCGAUCACAUCGUCAGAAUUCGACCAGUUCGUCGUCGCAGGCUAUUCCAUAGUACCAGUGAACAUUACAUAUAUCUGAUACAUUAUUGUACUGAAAUCUAUUUGACAUCCGAUGCCUUCCGGUGACUGUAUUGUUUAUAGAACCAUUGGAACCAUUCCGACGGAUGUGUAAAUCAACAGCGAAAAGCUUAUACUUUACCAACAUGGCAACAACAGAUCUUUGUAAUCUCUGCAACUCAAGGGGGGUACGGGAAGACCAGUCGUCUAAGGCGCCGCGAUUCGCUGUGCAGAGUUGCGUCCCUUGGGCACGCCAGAAACCAGUGAUUGUGGGUUCG
This is a messenger RNA of Haliotis rufescens (red abalone), 4046 nucleotides long. Its product is annotated as toll-like receptor 4. The transcript is spliced from 2 exons. NCBI's taxonomy places the organism in Eukaryota, Metazoa, Mollusca, Gastropoda, Lepetellida, Haliotidae. Gene Ontology annotation, cellular component: membrane. Gene Ontology annotation, molecular function: transmembrane signaling receptor activity; protein binding. The record is from RefSeq and is a predicted model, not a curated record. Gene Ontology annotation, biological process: inflammatory response; immune response; toll-like receptor signaling pathway. Bases 1104 to 3764 code for a protein of 886 amino acids.